GUAGCGACGCCUCGAUGACGUCGACGGCUCGAUUCUAAAAAUUUGUCGACGUCAGAUCCGGUAGUCGACGCACCGCGCCCACUUGUUGCAUCCACAGGAGUUUGUAAAUAGAGGUGGAAUCUGCCUGUUUUUCCUCCUCUAGUUCGCCCUCUUCUCCGCCUUCACUAACAUCUCCACCAAAUACCGAAGACCCGGAAUAAUGUCCGUCCGCUACUAGAUUCCUUUCCUGUUUUGACCGCCUUUGUCUCCCGGCAACGGACAACAACUUCCGGGGUCAGAUGCGCUGCUCCGUCUCUACCGCAGAUGUAGAACAUCACCGGGAGCGUUUCUCCCUUCAUGAGGGAGCUUCUUUCAGACAUUAGGAGAGCUGUUUUGGUGUUAGCAGUCUCUCCUCCGUGCUGGUCUGUUUGCUGCUGGGUAUUUUUGGUUUAUUUAAACUUGGUAACUUGAACUUAACGUUGGUAAAGCUACUGUUAGCAUGUUCGCUAACAGCUUCUUGCGUUUGGAUAAGCUGUUACGUUUUGGUUUAGAGUUAAUCUUUUUUUGUGGCGUAGAUCUCCCUUUUAUUACAUUUAGAGUGUUGUGGGUUUUCGGUUUAGUUUAAAAUAUCACCUUUAGUUUGGUUUAACCACCCAGUUUAGAGUUGGACCUUUGGACAUCCUUAUUUUGGUCCAGAACCCAGUAAUCUUUGCCCAGUGUGACAUUCCUAGUUAUUUGUAUUUUUGUUUUAAUUCCCCACAGGCAUAAUUAGUUUUAUUAUUCCCAACCUGUGGAUGGAAAGGUUUAUGUUUUUUUGUAGUUGUAAAUAAACCUGAUCAUCAUUUUAACUUUUAAAUCCUGUUAUUGUCCCUUCCUUUUUGCACAUGAGCCAAACUCCCCAGGAAGGGUUGUAACACCACUCGCCUCACGCACAUUACUGACCAAAACAAAGUAGCAUGGAGACACUCCAUCUUCAACCACCUCUCAGGCAGCAGCCUGCACUCCCAAGUUCUACACGUCACCAGAACAUAACCAACCGCAACACAAUAAAAGCAGUGUUAUACAAAAUGGAAGGCCUGUAGUGUUUAUUCUCUUACAGUAACAAUUUAUCAAUUUUUUUGAGGAUUUUAUUAGAGAUUUUGUCAGAAAGGGUUAUAGUUAUGGCAGUUUUACAAGAUACAUUUGUAAAGUUACCCCACUCUUAUUUUGGUGGUCCAGUUUGUGACAUCACUUCCUCUAGAUAGUCACUUCCUGUAAAGCCGUUUCUACCAUUUUGUCUAAGCUGUUGGUGAUGGCAGACAGCCGCGUGUGCGUUCAUGACUGAUAUACCACACGGAACCACAGAAAUGUACAGAUGUCCAUACUUCAACUGUCAUUAAAUACGUAAAACUGUCUCUCCGUGCCCUGCUCUCUGACCGGAGCCCUUAUCUUGAAGAUACUGUCAGAUCAGCAAAUAACUUCCAGAGUUCCCACUCUAUCACAUGGUCCUUCGAGCCGGAUCCACAGUCAUCUAGAGAUAUUAUGGAGGAGCUAGGACAACCAUCUGACCCAGCAGUGCGUUCUAGAUCCCAGCGGGAGAGACGACUACCAACGUAUUUGGAGGACUAUGAAGUUGGAUACCAACCUCAACUUCUCCAUCAUCCAGCAGCCCAAGCUCCAGCUGGGCAUGAAGCUCAUCCUCCAGAUCAACCUGCAAUGAUGACAGCUGCCAUCACUGAAGCCAUACCUAGCCUACCUAGUUGGAGAGCAUCAUCAGAUCGAAGCCAACCUGUCUCUCAGCGCAGUAAAGCUAAGACCCAGGGCAGCGCCAGUUCGUCAACAAGGAGGUCAAUCAUCGAUGGGUUAUCUGACAUACAGACAGCCAUGUUGGAGGAGAGAAUAAAGCGCAUGGAGUUGGCAGAGGUGCAAAGACAGAUAAUGGAGGAAAGUCUGAUGGAUGAACAGUACCAGCAUCUGGACCAGCAAGCUCGGGAAGCCCUCAGAAGAAGAGAGGAACUCCUAAGAGAACAAGAAAUACAGAGGCGUAAGCUUGAUGAAGAGGCAGAAAUAGCAUUAAAGGCAAAGGAGGCUAUUACCAGACGGCUAAUGCUGCAACGCAAACUAAAGGAAAAGGAAAUAGAGUUCGAGAAAGCGACUCUCAUUACAUCCCUCCUGAAGGAGGAAACAAGCAGCUCUGUUGCCUCAAGACCGCAAAGUGGAGAUGAAUCCAACAAAGGGUCCCCAGCUGACGUCAUGGGAGUACCACCACCCUCACAAGGUGCACAUGGACCUGCACACUCUGCUCCUACAGUUAUUGGCCCUCCACCAGCCUUUACAGCAGCAGUGCCUAAUCCUCCUGUCUCAACAAGCCAAUUAACAACUAGAGCUUCACCUGUCCUUCAACCGCAACCUCCUGCCAUGGUAAACCUGCCGACCCAGCCACAAUUCACAUACUCCACGAUAGCUCCGCCCACCACAGCACAUACCAUCCCUCAGCCUGGUACGACACUAUCAGUUGGUGCUAUAUUACCUCGUGCUGGACCACCAGCCUUAACAGUGCAGUCCACUGCUCCCCUAAACACGCUACCAGCAGUCUAUAACCAGGCUCCACAUCAGCAUGUACCCUGGUCUUAUUCACAACAACAGCCAGUACAACCUGAUGCAGCCCUGCAGCAUCACUCUCCUCCCAGCAUACCACCUUUGCCACAAGAGACAGCUCCUCCUCCAGGCUCAAUCGCUGCACCUAGUACAGACAUAAUGGAGCUAUUAAUAGCUACUUCAUAUGGACUUCCUAAGCCUGCUUUACCCUACUUCACAUCUGGAAGAGAGGCAGACUUUGCACUGCUCAAGAUGGCUCUAGAUAACCUGCUAAGCUCACAUGCUCACCUCACCGAACCAUUUAAAUAUCAAGUGUUGUUGCAGCAUUUGAAGCUGCCUAGUGCUCACAAGCUAGCACAAGCCUUUAUGUAUGACCCGAAACCAUACACAUCGGCCCUACAGGCACUUCAAGAUAAAUACGGGCAAUCCCGCCAGCUUGUGCAAAGUGAGCUAGGAGCCAUCCUAAACUUACCUCCAGUUAGGGUUGGUGAUCCAGAUGGAUUUGACAAUUUUGCCCUCUCAGUACAAGCUUUAGUAGGCAUGCUCCGAUCGCUAGAGGGUGAAAAUGGCUACGAACUCAAAUGUGGCUCUCAUGUUGAUAGGCUACUUAACAAAUUGCCCGCUAACUACAGAGACAGCUUUGUUGAGUAUAGCUUGAAUCGUGGCAUUCUGACAACUGGGACUGAUAAGACUUAUACCCUGUCAGAUUUCUCCACAUGGCUCCAGUUGAAAUCACAAGCCAAGCGAAUCGCCGCUAGAGCAGCGUACAUGUGUCAAGAUCAACCAAAGCUGAGGAAUCAGAAGAAACCUCAAGGUCCUUCAUCCAAUGUGUACUACAACACAGAGAGCCAGGCUAAAGCCACACCUCCAGAUCCAGCUGGCCAUAUAAGAUCACCUAAGCCUAAAUCAGGUCCUAAACCUUACUGCCCUUAUUGUGACGACAGAGGACAUUACCUGAGCCUGUGUCCUAAAUUCAAAGCUCUUUCAGCAGCUGAAAUUGCCACAUGGAUCAAACACAGAAGCUGCUGGCGGUGCGGCAGGAAUCAUGCACCUGAGGUUUGCACUCUAAAGAAGCCCUGUAAAUUAUGUAAGCAACAACAUCUUACUGUGCUCCAUGACGUGUGCCCUCAAGAACCUAAAAAGGUGUUAAUGGUCAACGCUGCUCCCAAUACAGUGUACAUUGACCGUCCAAAUCGCCCAAAUAAAGUCAUGCUCAAGUUGGUCAAAGUAUGUCUACACAAUGCUGAGUAUUCCCUGGAAGGCUUUGCUAUCCUCGAUGACGGGUCCGAGAGGACUCUUAUCCUCCCAUCAGCAGUGCGAUGCCUCCAUCUGACUAAAAAGCCUGAAAACCUUCCCCUGCGCACUGUCCGCCAUGAGGUGAUUCACCUUCAGGGAGCAACAGUUUCAUUUGAAAUAUCUCCAGUUCACACUCCCAAAGUAAAGUACAGCAUUCACCAUGCCUUCACUGCUGAUGAACUAAGUCUCUCAGAACACAGCUACCCUGUAAAGUCACUCAUGCGAAAGUACUCCCAUCUGGGAGGACUUCCACUUCCACUUGUGGACAGAGUGCAGCCUUUACUUCUUAUUGGGUCUGAUUUCCCUCAUCUACUCAUCCCUAGGCAACCAGUAAUAGCUGGCCCACCUGGGAGCCCCCUAGCAGUGUGCACUCCUCUUGGUUGGACAUUACAAGGCCCAGCCAACUUCAGUCCUGUUUCUGCUGACCACCCACACUGCUACUUCACCACGUCUCCCAACUCAGAGCUCCAGCGCCAUGUAGAACGUCUGUGGGAAGUUGACAUCUCGCCUUAUGUGAACAUAAAGACUGCCACGUGUUCUAAAGAGGAUCAACAGGCUGUGGACCUGUUAGAGCAACGCACCACUAAAGUGGAAGUGGAUGGAGUGACUAGAUAUGCUACUCCACUUCUCAGGCGCAAGGAUAGUCCCCUCCUCUGGGCAUCAAAGAACACUUUGCUCCCACAGCUACGUAGUACUGAACGUCGUCUAGCUAAAGAUCCAGCUCUGGCAGAUACCUACUGUCAAGAAAUCCAUAAACUUGAACAGUUAGGUUAUGCCAAACCCCUUCCUUCAGCUACAGUAGACAGCUCCCAGGAGUCAUGGUAUCUGCCUCACCAUGCUGUCCACCAUAAUGGAAAGGCAAGAAUUGUCUACAACUGUUCCUACCAACACAAUGGACACUGUCUAAACAGCCAGCUCCUGCCCGGGCCGACCCUAGGUCCUUCACUUCUCUGCGUACUUCUUCGGUUCCGAGAACACAGUGUGGCUGCCAGCGGUGACAUCAAAGCAAUGUUCCACCAAGUUUGCUUACUACCAGAAGACAAACCGCUGCUCCAUUUCUUGUGGAGAGGUAUGAAGAGAGAGGAGGAACCAACUGUAUAUGAGUGGCAGGUUCUGCCAUUUGGAACAACGUGCAGUCCUUGCUGUGCAACAUAUGCCCUCCAGAGGCAUGUGAAGGACAACAGUAAGGGGCAUGAAGACAUCCUGCAUACAGUUGAAAGCGCACUUUAUGUGGUCAACUGUCUAACAAGCAUCACCACUGCUGAUAAAGCUAAAGCCCUAGUUGACCGACUGCGCAGUCUGCUCUCUGCUGGAGGGUUCGAUAUAAGGCAGUGGGCCAGCAACGAUCCAACUGUUUUGGAACACCUUCCUGCUGAAGCCAAAGCAGCUAGUUCCGAGCUGUGGCUUUCCCAAUCCCGACAAGACCCAGAGGAACCAGCUUUAGGCCUACGUUGGAACUGCCUCUCUGAUCACCUCGGCUACAGACACCGACCGGUAGAGUAUUCUCAGCCGACCCUGAGAAACAUCUACAAGGUGAUGGCCACGCAGUAUGACCCACUGGGGUAUCUUAUCCCAUUCACCACUCGAGCCAAGAUCCUCAUCCAGGACCUGUGGAAAGUGGGAGUCGACUGGGAUGAGCAGAUUCGACCCAAGGCUCUACUGGAAAUAUGGACACAAUGGGAGAGCGAGCUGGUCUACCUCCCACAAGUGGAAAUCCCAAGAUGCUAUGUUCCAGCAACCUUGGCCCCUGAAGUGCCUAACAGACAAGCGCACAUCUUCUGCGAUGCCUCCGAAAGAGCCUACGGAGCAGUCGAGUAUAUUCAAACUCCCGAUAACCAGGGCAAUGUUCACAUUGCAUUUAUGAUGGCUAGAUCUCGUGUUUGCCCUCGGAAACAGCUGUCAAUGCCACGCCUUGAAUUGUGCGCAGCUCUAGCCGGGGCUCAGCUAGCUAAGGUCACAAUGACAGAGCUGUCAUUCUCUCCCCAGCAGAUAACACUAUGGACCGACUCAACUACAGUGUUGACAUGGCUGAAAUCAGACUCAAGUCGAUACAAGGUUUUUGUUGGAACGAGGGUUGCUGAAAUUCAAGAACUUACCGAAGGGUCAACUUGGCGGUAUGUCAGCACCUCUGAUAAUCCAGCAGAUGACCUUACCCGCGGGAAGACACUCCAUGAGCUCAGUCAGCCCAACCGGUGGAGUCAGGGUCCACAAUUUCUUCACCAGCCUAUUGACACCUGGCCAGAGCUACAAAUGGAAGUAGCUCAGGAAGAAGAUGAGGAUGAGCUACGCAAGACAGUGUUUUGUGCAGCAGCUACCUGUCCUUCUCAUGAAGCUCCUCAUCAAGAAAUAUGA
Nothobranchius furzeri (turquoise killifish) is the source of this 6204-nucleotide messenger RNA. The record is from RefSeq and is a predicted model, not a curated record. NCBI's taxonomy places the organism in Eukaryota, Metazoa, Chordata, Actinopteri, Cyprinodontiformes, Nothobranchiidae.